Harpia harpyja (harpy eagle) is the source of this 751-nucleotide messenger RNA. Its product is annotated as scale keratin-like. The transcript has 2 exons. Bases 82 to 447 code for a protein of 121 amino acids. Gene Ontology annotation, cellular component: intermediate filament. The record is from RefSeq and is a predicted model, not a curated record. Gene Ontology annotation, molecular function: structural constituent of cytoskeleton. NCBI's taxonomy places the organism in Eukaryota, Metazoa, Chordata, Aves, Accipitriformes, Accipitridae.
GCGCUGCCCUCGGCAAGCGCUGGCAUCCGCCGCUCCUGCCUCGCUCUGCUCGGGAACAGGGCUCAGCUCUCUCGCACAAAGAUGUCUUGCUACGACCUGUGCCCACCGAAAACCGGCGUCGCCGUCCCCCAGCCCAUCGCUGAGAGCUGCAACGAGCUGUGCGCCCGGCAGUGCCCCGACUCGACGGCCUUCAUCCAGCCGCCCCCCGUCGUCGUCACCUUCCCCGGCCCCAUCCUCAGCUCCUUCCCCCAGCAAGCCGUGGUGGGCUCCUCCGGAGCACCCGCCUUUGGGGGCAACCUGGGGCUGGGAGGCCUCUACGGCGCCGGCGCCACCCUGGGCUCGGGGGGCCUCUGCACCUUUGGCAGACCCUACGCUUCUCCCGCCUGCAGCCCUUGUGCCUUGCCCCGCUACAGCAAGAAGCUGUGGGACACCUGUGGGCCCUGCUAAACCCAGCCCCAGAGCCCCCAGAGCCCCUGGGCCUCCUCAGCCUCACACCUCCCCUCCUUUCUCCCCUCCGUCCCCUCUCUCCAUCUUGCCUCUCCUCCUUGCUCCUGCCCGUGCCCAGGUGCAUGGUGCAACUCCACCAUCGUCCCACAGGGCACUUGCUUGUCUCUACAACAGCCACCGCCUGGGAGAAGCCUGAAAGAACAGCUCUCUUGAAGCCCGGGGUGACAACCUGCCUGCCUCUGCCUUGUGUGUCUUUCUGCAGUGGGUGCUUUCCUGCACUGCAAUAAAGCAAGCCUGCAUCCAA